AUGUCGCCUUCCCCACAAAUCAGCAUCUCCGGCUGUGGUGUUAUCCAAGGAACACAGACAGAGACCCAGCCCUCGGUCACAAAGUUCCUCAACAUCCCCUAUGCCACCGUCCCUGAGCGUUGGCGUCCUGCUGUCAAGGCAACCCCCUGGACCGGUGUCCGUGAUGCUACCGUUCAGGGCCCAGUUUGCCACCAACCUUCAAGCGAGAACCCAUUGGUGAGCAUGAACGCGAGCGCUGCCGACGAGGACGACGAAGUCGAGUAUUCCAAGGUCUAUAGCGAGGAGCACUGCCUCAACCUCAACGUCUUUGCCCCCCACGACAGGUUGAACAACAAGUUCAAGCCAUUGAUCCCUGUCAUGGUCUGGAUCCACGGAGGCGGAUACAAGGACGGCAGCAACGGUAUGAGUCUCUACGAUGCCACCAACAUGGUCGCCCAUUCUGUCAAGGGUAUUGGUCGCCCUGUGAUUGUCGUUACUAUCAACUACCGUCUCAACUACUUUGGGUUCCUCUCGUCGAUCGAGUUGGUCCAGGAUGUUCAAUCGGACAAGCGUCUCUCGGACAGGAAUGGCGAAAAGUCUGUUGGUAACUGGGGUCUUUUGGACCAGAAGAUCGCCCUGGAAUGGGUCCGAGAUCACAUCGAGGCUUUUGGAGGCAAUCCCAAGGAUGUGACCGUGUUUGGAGAGUCUGCCGGAGCGGCAUCGAUCGCAUACCAUCUCGCCAUCCCAACCCAUCAUGGUCUCUUCCAACGGGCGAUCCUUCAGUCGGGAGCUGCAACGACCAUGAUUGCUGGACGACCUGAUAUGGAGGGUCAACGCUAUUUCAACCACCUCUGUCAACACUUCAAGCUGAACGACUCUGGACUGACAGAAGCACAAAAGAUUGAGGAAUUAAGAAAGGUCUCUGCCAAGGAUCUCGUUAAGGCCGCCAACAACGGCAAGGUCGGCAUGUUUAUCCCGACCAUCGACAAUGUCCUUAUUCACAGCGACCCCCGUGGGUGGGUUCACGACGGCGCACGCUACGACCCCAACGUCAAGGCUGUGAUGCUAGGAGACUGCCGUGAUGAAGGGCGGAUGUUUGUGCCGACAUUGGGAGCCAAGAACCUGAAGCGGUGGCCUCGGUUCUUUGCAAGGAACUGCCCUCCAGGUCAGGAGAAGGAAUUUGAGGCCAUCUAUGGAACCCCCAAGACAGAUGCAGAGGCUGCAAGCAUCUCGGCGAUUGUGCUGAGCGACUCGGUGUUCUUGUAUCCCAUCCAUGCGACCAGUCGUGCCCUGUUGGCUAGUCAGCCUCAGUUGGAGAUGUCUCGUUACCAUUUCGAUCACCCCUUGCAGGUUGUUGAGGAGAUGGAGUUGGGAUUGGGCGCUCACCAUGCUGCCGAGCUGCCGUUUAUCUUUGGAUCAGACACCUACCAAGAGCUAUUUUCGGACGCCGAGAAGGAGCUGUCGUUCAGAGUGAUGGAGGUAUGGAUCUUAUUUGCUUGGGGUGAGACGAGUCGUCAGCAUGGACUUAAACAUGGUCAGGACUCGUUGCUGCCCUCGGACGUUGGCGUAGGAGGACAGAGGAAGGAGGCUGUUGUGUUUACGGAAGAGUGUACGGUUGAGAAGAAGCUUGUCGAGCGAUUGGAUGCUAGGACGUUGGCGUUCUGGAGGCAGAGCGAGUUAUGGCUGAAGGCUAAACGCGAGGAACAGUAUAAGCAGCGCCAGAGCAGCCAGGGCCAGGCUAAACUCUAG
Molecule: messenger RNA, 1728 nt
Organism: Linnemannia hyalina
Lineage: Eukaryota; Fungi; Mortierellomycota; Mortierellomycetes; Mortierellales; Mortierellaceae
Source: the annotation of a GenBank genome assembly